AUGAAUCUGUUGACUAUUCUCAUAUCCCGUGUCUAUCCAGUGGUCCCAUGUGGAAAAGGAGCUUGGACCGGUUAUGGAGAUCCAAAUGGGAAUGGAAUCAAGGGAUGCUUGGAGGAGUGGAGAUACCAAGAAAGGUACCAAGAUAAACGACACAAACUACUUUCAGAAUAUGCAUCUAUUUCCACUUAA
Messenger RNA from Sclerotinia sclerotiorum 1980 UF-70, 189 nucleotides. RefSeq lists its product with no specific name. The transcript is spliced from 2 exons. Lineage: Eukaryota; Fungi; Ascomycota; Leotiomycetes; Helotiales; Sclerotiniaceae. Bases 1 to 189 code for a protein of 62 amino acids. The record is from RefSeq and is a predicted model, not a curated record.